CAGUUGGGGAGAUGGAAGAGGCCACCACUAAUUACUGAACUUUUGGGUUUACAAUACACGGAGUUUGAGAUCAGUUCUAGAUAAAUUUCCAUUGUACUCCUAAAGAUUCCACACCCACACACCCACACCCACGCCUACAUUCCCGCCAUACAUACAAACACUCCCCACACCCACAUGCACCCAUUUCCACAUCACCACCUUCAGCCCCAACAAACGCUUCCAAGUCAAGCCUAUCCCUUCGCACGCAGCAUCCUGGAGCUGAUCAACAAGGGUCUGGUGGAUCGCUGGAUAGAGCAACAGCUGCCGAACGGGACGGCCUGCCUCAGCCCCCCAGGCUCAGACCUGCAGGGGACCAAGCGGCCGCUCUCCCUCACCGACUACUACGGCCUCUUUUUUAUGUACGGCGUCUGCGUGCUGGCGUGGUCACUGGUGCUGGGGGCUGAGAUGCUGGUUGUCACGGUAGAUUCCAAGUGGCGCGUCAGUCUCCCAGGUCUGCUGACACGAACCACCAAAACCACCUCUACCACCACCUAGACAUUCCCGUACCUCGAAGUGCCCGCAAAUAUCGACUGACUAAGACGGCUCGUGGAAGUUAUCUGAUGCCGCCCUGUUUCCCUGCACGGCCACGAGGUUAUGCGAUAAUUACUGCUUCGCAAGGUCUAUAGGCUUCAGCGUCGUAGUGACCUUGUUUGUAGUGAAGAAAACGGAAAGUAGGAAUCCAUCACGUCACAAGAUUGACCGACAAAACAUCACUCUACUGUUUCGUAUUUGGCUACACGAAGUUAAAGGCCGUGUGUGGCUUCUUGUUAUGCACUUUGUCCGCCUUUUCUAAACGUUAAAACAAAAUAAAACACCCCAUUGCUGUCAGAGGAAAUAGGAAACAUCAGGAAGAAAACUUGACACUAACACCACCAUCGCCACGAGUAGUAUCUAACACAAUAAAAAGAACCCAAAUAGUGUAUUUAUCUGUGCACAAAGAAUUAAAAGGAGAGCAAGCAACAAUAUCCCAUUAUUUUAGUCUAGCCACCACCUGAAUUCCAAGAAGAAAGUAAAUAAGUCAAGAUACUCAAUAAUUAUUUGUACAGUCAACCAAAAGCCGGUAGUGAAAUGAGGACAUAAGUACAUCAACUACACUUCCGCAUCAAUACUUUCAGCAACAAAGACAACAAAAAACAAGAAUUAAUUAAAGGCGAUUCUAUUAUCGACGUCAAGACACAACCACUCAACAUUUCAGAUACAAAAAUGAAAGGCCAAAUUAAUUAAAACUUUUGUCGCUUUCUUUCUUUCCUGCUCACCCCGCCUUUAAAAUUAAUAUCCUUUUCUCAAAACAUUCGCCACAUCACCGCCGUCUACCAAGCCCUAGAACAACGAAGUGUUAUGGCUCAUGUUUUGACUGUGGCUCCCUACGAAUCACCGUGACAUUUUUUUUCUUUUAAGAGUGAAAGAAAAAAAAAUGAGAUGACGUAAAGACAAAGAAGUGAGGAGAAAGGACGAGAAAAGGGGAAUGGUGGUUGGUGUGAGUCCUCUACACCAGUGGUUCCCAACCUUUUCAAAGCCACGAAUCAGUCGAGCAAGUGAAAAAAAUUCUGCAGACCAGUACCAUAGGCAUAGAUCCAAGCAUACACUGACAUCUAUGUAGUCCAAAUACACAUUUUUUUUUUUUAGCAAUUUAAAAUUCAGUGGGACAAUGCCAUGUAAUGUAAUGUUUCACAUUAUACAAAGUAAAGUGACUAUAAAGGCUAAAUUAUUCAAAUGGACGCCAUGAGAGGAAAAAAAUAAUACACUUACUACAGCACUUAGUACUACAGCAGACAUGGAAAAGACUAGCUGUCAUGGUGAUAGAUUCAUGUACCUAUUGCAAGGUCUAUCAAUACACCAAAACGUAAUAUCUCAUAUUUUAAAAAUGAAAUUAGAAAUCCGAUCUCCCUCUCGCUAGCUUUAGCUCCUCUUUUCUUUCUUUCUUCAAUCUUUCUUCUUUUCUCUCGUUCUCUCUUCUUUCUUUUUUCUUCUUUCUUUCUCGUCUGUUCGGCGGGUGUUGCAUCAUACUCGAAACAUUUCUUUCAAUUUUUAUUUCAUUAUAACUACUUAUUUGAAAAAUAAAAUGUUUUGACAGA
Eriocheir sinensis (Chinese mitten crab) is the source of this 2114-nucleotide messenger RNA. RefSeq lists its product as uncharacterized. The coding region runs from base 175 to 534 and encodes 119 amino acids. The record is from RefSeq and is a predicted model, not a curated record. NCBI's taxonomy places the organism in Eukaryota, Metazoa, Arthropoda, Malacostraca, Decapoda, Varunidae. The transcript is spliced from 2 exons.